AUGCAGUUCACUACUCCUCUCUUUCUUCUUUUUGUUGCUGGCGUGACCGCCUCCCCUCUUCUUGGAGUCAGCGUUGGGGGCAUCAGCGUCGGUGUUGCCGGUUCUAGUGGUCUCGUUAAUGUGAAUUUGGCAACAGCCAAGCCUUCUUCUGCUGUUGCUACUUCUACUAGGACAACGACUACCACUGCAGCCGCAAACCCGACUAUGCCUUCGUCUUUCUCAGCCCCGGUCCAGGGCCAAGGCAUCCUGACUCUUGACAACUUGCCUGCUAUGCCAGCCGUCAUUGACAAGAGUCUUUCCGGUGUUCUUGGAGCUGUUUACGGUCUUAUGUCUGGAGUUUGCAGCACUGAUUUCAAAUGCACUGUCACCGUUGCAGGAUCUAUUCAGUCUCUACUUGUAGAUGGCGACAAGUACGCAACGAGUAGCUCUGUGACAGCGUGGUGCGAUCAGGGUCGGUGCUACGGCACUGCCGAUAUCCCUCUUACUGCUACCGCUCCAUUCACCAUCACUUGCGACCACCUCACUGGAGGCACCAGUGCAUGCUCGGCCACUAUUUCAGGAGCUAUUUCCGCUAUCUUCGCUAACGGCAGGCAAAAUUUAGAACUCUGGGGAUGGAUCACACCCGCUGGUUACUGCAAGGAUGGUAUUUGCGUUGCUUCUAUUUCCGCGGUUGGUGACCCAAUGUACUAA
Messenger RNA from Bipolaris victoriae FI3, 690 nucleotides. RefSeq lists its product as hypothetical. Lineage: Eukaryota; Fungi; Ascomycota; Dothideomycetes; Pleosporales; Pleosporaceae. The transcript has 3 exons. The record is from RefSeq and is a predicted model, not a curated record. The coding region runs from base 1 to 690 and encodes 229 amino acids.